GUAGCGGCAAUAGAUAACCAAUCGCUGAAUCCAAGAGGCGUAAUCCUCCCUACUUAUUGUACUCUUUGUUUCAUUUGCAGGAUCGUUGCAUUCUGUCGCAGAUCGUCUUUCUUCGAAUAAGGCAAAGGAAUCGUAAGCUACCAUCCACAAUGUCGAAGGAGGCCCCACGUGAACCCGAGCAGCUCCGCAAACUGUUCAUCGGAGGUCUGAGCUUCGAAACCACGGAUGAGAGUUUGCGAGAACACUUCGAACAAUGGGGAUCUCUUACAGAUUGUGUGGUCAUGAGAGAUCCAGCCAACAAACGCUCUAGAGGUUUUGGGUUUGUCACCUACUCCGGUGUGAACGAGGUCGAUGCUGCCAUGGAAGCACGCCCCCAUAAGGUUGAUGGUAGGCUGGUAGAGCCCAAGAGGGCUGUUUCCAGAGAGGACUCUAGCCGUCCAGGUGCUCAUGUCACAGUGAAAAAGAUAUUUGUUGGAGGUAUCAAGGAAGACACUGAAGACUCCCACCUACGAGACUACUUUGAGCAAUUUGGCAAGAUUGAAGUAAUAGAUAUUAUGACCGAUCGCACCAGUGGCAAGAAGAGGGGCUUUGCCUUUGUCACGUUUGAUGACCAUGAUGCAGUGGACAGGAUUGUCAUCCAGAAAUACCACACUUUGAACGGUCACAAUUGCGAAGUGAGGAAAGCAUUGUCCAGACAGGAGAUGCAGACAACAGGAGUGGGUAUGAGGGGUGGCCGCGGAGGUGGCGGCAACUAUGGCAGAGGUGGAGGAUAUGGAGGUAAUGAUUUUGACCGUGAUGGUGGAUACUUCGAUGGCCGUGGAGGCAGAGGGGGUGGAUACGGAGGAGGAGAUGGCGGUUACAACAAUGGUUAUGGGGGAGGUGACGGUGGCUAUGGUGGAGGCCCUGGUGGUUAUGGCGGCGGUAACCGCGGCUACGGCGGGGGGCAAGGUUAUGGUGGCGGACAGGGUGGCGGCUACGGUGGUGGAAAUGGCUAUAACGACUACAACAAUGGCAAUGGUGGAAACUUUGGCGGCGGUAAGUCCAUGGCUUCCCCACAAGAAGCAGCCCCAGUUGGUGGGAACUUUGGCGGCGGUGGUGGUGGCGGCGGCAACAACUACAAUGACUUUGGCAACUACAACAACCAGGCUUCCAACUACGGCCCAAUGAAGGGUAACAACUUUGGAGGCAGCGGUGGAGGUGGUGGUGGUAGCGGUGGUGGCAGCAGUGGUGGAAGCGGUGGUGGUGGCGGUGGCAGGAGUAGCGGUCCAUAUGGAGGUGGAUAUGGAGGUAACUCUGGAGGUGGUGGUGGCGGCGGCGGUGGAUAUGGCGGGGGCUCCGGUGGACGACGAUUCUAAAUGUUUUCAAGGAUUCAGUACUUAGGAGAGGAGAGCGAGACAAAUGACAGGGCAGCUGCAGGUUUACACCCUAGAUCUGCUCAGCCAAACAGUUGUGGCAGGUUACAGCUGCUACAAGAAGAGAUGUGUACAAUAGAGAAAUCAUGGAGGGGCUUCAUACAUUUUUCUGUACUGUCAAACAGGUUUCUUAUGUUUCUGGAAAGCAAGCAUUCCGAUGAGGUUUUAUGUAGAUUUUGCAUCUAUGGUUUUUAUUUGUGUAACUGCAACAAUCAAGUUGAAAUAAACCACCUUUCAGUUUUUUAAAACUGUC
This is a messenger RNA of Oncorhynchus keta (chum salmon), 1665 nucleotides long. RefSeq names its product heterogeneous nuclear ribonucleoprotein A1-like. The record is from RefSeq and is a predicted model, not a curated record. The transcript has 10 exons. Gene Ontology annotation, molecular function: RNA binding. Lineage: Eukaryota; Metazoa; Chordata; Actinopteri; Salmoniformes; Salmonidae. The coding region runs from base 150 to 1355 and encodes 401 amino acids.